UGAAGCGUAAGCAUUAGUGCCGUGAAAUCGUGUCAGUUAGACAAUAUCCUCUUCAAAGUCGUCAGGAAGCCUUCAGCCGCUACGUGUUGCUGCUGUCUGUAACUCUGUGGCCUCCGAGAAUGUACUAAGAUUCUCGUCAACAUUGGAAUAAAAAGUGCAGGACGGUGUGAUGCAGCCAUUCCGUGUGUCACCGGAGAUGUUGGACGGACUUGAAGACAAACUGCAGCUCUUAGGGGGCCACCGGGUGCCUGUGAGUCCCCCUUGUAGCCCACCCGCCCCCAGCAUCACACCUCCGUCACCCACACCGUCACCAGCCAUCCAGGACGAGAACAGCAACAUCAAGAAGGACAUACCUAUAGGAGCCACAACGCCGAUUAUUUCUGAACCACAACAAAAGAUUCAACAGCCGGAAGCGUCGUCAUGCUCCGGAGGACAGUCAGCGGCGGAGCUGCGGCGGUACAGGACAGCCUUCACCAGGGAGCAGAUCGGUCGCCUGGAGAAGGAUUUUUUGAGAGAGAACUACAUCAGCCGCCCGCGACGCUGUGAAUUGGCGCAGGAGCUGGGACUGCCUGAGGCCACCAUUAAGGUGUGGUUCCAGAACCGGCGGAUGAAGGACAAACGUCAACGACUGGCACUGACUUGGCCUUACGCUGACCCUGCCCUCACGGCCUACCUGCUGCACGCCGCCGCUGCCUCGGGUGUCUACCCGCCCUACCUGUCGCCCUCCUUCACCCCUGUCUCCCCCUGGGCUGCCGCUGCCGCCCAAUUCGGGGGUCCGCCGCCACCAGCGUAUACCUCCUCGCAGUUACGGUUCACACCGUACCCUCGCCCGCACCCUGCGUCCAUCCUCUCUCCGCCUUAUGCUAUGCCUUCCGACGUUCCCAUCCCGCCAACGUCCGUCAUGGCGCCCUCACCCGUAAUGCCGCGCCCUAGCGGUCACCUGCCUUCCUGUCCCGCCCGCGACUCUCCCAAGUUGGGUGGUGAUGGGUGUUUGUGUGGCCUCUUCUACCCCAGCCUGGCCCACUCCCUCACGCCCACCCUGCCUAGUCCACCUGCCCACCUACCCUCCACCGCCUCUGAUUCUGUGCACUCUCCCGUUCCCGUCAACAACGACACAGCGGGUCGCUGCAGCCCCGUCAACAGGCCAGCGACGUCCCCACAGCGGAAGGCGCCGCCACGCUCACUGUUCAAGCCUUACCGGGAUGAUCUGGUAUCAUGAGGCUGCUCCGCCCUAGUCACCCUCACCUGUAC
Molecule: messenger RNA, 1251 nt
Organism: Homarus americanus (American lobster)
Lineage: Eukaryota; Metazoa; Arthropoda; Malacostraca; Decapoda; Nephropidae
Product: homeobox even-skipped homolog protein 1-like
Exons: 3
Coding region: 170-1219 (349 amino acids)
Biological process (GO): regulation of transcription by RNA polymerase II
Cellular component (GO): nucleus
Molecular function (GO): DNA-binding transcription factor activity, RNA polymerase II-specific; RNA polymerase II cis-regulatory region sequence-specific DNA binding
Source: RefSeq, a predicted model, not a curated record